GCACCUGUGAGGAAGCAGAAAGAGAUCAACACUGGGGUCGAGCUGUGAGUGACCCAAACCCACCCGUGACCAGCUGGACAUGAAUCCGUGCAUCAAUCCACGAGUGGACCUUUAGGAUCUGCGGAAGUUUGGAGUGUCAGGAUGAUGCGUUUCCUGUUGCUGUUCAGCCGUCAGGGCAAACUGCGACUGCAGAAAUGGUUCACGCCUCUCAGCGAUCGAGACAAGAAGAAGAUCAUAAGGGACGUCACCUAUCUAGUGCUGGCACGACCUCCGAAAGCCUGCAACUUCCUACAGUGGAGAGACCUAAAGAUUGUUUAUCGCCGUUAUGCGAGUCUGUAUUUCUGUUGUGGUUUGGAGCAGGGGGACAAUGAGCUCAUCUCACUGGAACUCCUGCACAGAUAUGUCGAGCUGUUGGAUCAGUAUUUUGGCAAUGUGUGUGAAUUAGACAUCAUUUUUAAUUUCGAGAAGGCGUAUUUUAUUCUGGAUGAGUUUGUCAUUGGUGGAGAGGUGCAGGAAACAUCCAAAGCGUCUGUGGCCAAAUCAUUAGAGGAGGCUGAUUCUCUUCAAGAGACGAUGGAGGAGUAUAUGAACAAACCCACAUACUGAAGAAACAUCUUCAUCUUCUCAAUCUGCACAAAAAUCCAGAACAGGACAUUCCUGCUUUGGAUGUAUUUUAUUAAUCAUUUAUAAUUGCACUGAAACAGAAACCACUUUUACUACAUUUAAGAUUGUAAGAAUGUUAUUGUUAAAUGAAACAAGUGUAUUAUUUGUAAUACAUACUCUCAAUAGGGUGAAAGUGAACAUUAGUGUUGGCCCUUUUGGUCUGACAUUUUAAUCAACCAAUCAGAUUUGAAGAACCGGUUUAGGGUCAAUUUUAGGUUUAGAUUUAGGAUUGGGAAAGGGGCUUGUAUACCAUUUUUGCUAACCUGUUUUUCCCUCUGAUUUGAGGGAUACUAUUAUUAAUGGUUAGUUUGGAUAGGGCAUAGUUCUUUGACAGGAGCAUUGAUCCAGGAAUACAUCACAACAACCAAAACACAAAAACACUGUUAAAGGAACAGUAUGUAGGAUUGUGACUAAAACUGGUACUGCAAUCACACAACUGGUGGCCAAUACACAAAAUGACAACACAAACAUCAGUUGAGGGCUGCAACUCCACUUUUUAAAUGACAAUAUCCUGGCCAGACCACUGUUGUCAGUGAUAUAAGUAUUUGAAAUGAAAAUUAUUUCUUAAUGUCUAGUGACAUAUCAGGGCCAUUUUAUUAUUAAUUUAUUUAAAUUUCUUACAUACUGUUCCUUUAAGGGUUUCUGCUCAUUUUUUGGACAUCUCUUCUUGCAAACAGUGUCUCUGAUGCAGUUUUCGAAUUGAGAAGGGACUGGGGUGGUCCAGGGGUCCCCUGGUUUUUAUUAAAAUUAAAAUAUUACAUAAAAUUCUCAUGCUGCG
Messenger RNA from Paramisgurnus dabryanus, 1441 nucleotides. It is a transcript of the gene ap1s3a, whose product is annotated as adaptor related protein complex 1 subunit sigma 3a. Gene Ontology annotation, cellular component: membrane coat; AP-1 adaptor complex. Gene Ontology annotation, biological process: vesicle-mediated transport; intracellular protein transport. Gene Ontology annotation, molecular function: clathrin-cargo adaptor activity. The record is from RefSeq and is a predicted model, not a curated record. NCBI's taxonomy places the organism in Eukaryota, Metazoa, Chordata, Actinopteri, Cypriniformes, Cobitidae.